GGGCGGGGUUUGGGAAAAGCGGGGUGCGAGAUUUGAAAAUGGAGCCGAACACUGAUUUAACUCUCGCGAGCUAUGCCACUUCCAUGCCACAGUCGACGGCGAAGGCGGACUGUGUGGAUUGUAGCACCACAGAGGGGAGUUCUUCGGACCUCUUCGCUGAAGUGGAGUCGAUAGCCGCUGGAUGGAUGCUGGAUUUUGCCUGCCGCUGCCUGUGCCGCCAUUUUUGCGAGGGGAACCGGAGCGACUUCGAGAGGAGCAGAGACCUGGCCCUGACUGUUAUUAAAGGGUUGCACAAAAUAGAAACUCAUCAAAGGGAAACUGUGUGCCUGUGUCAGCUGUUGACAUAUAUUGCGGAAGGAAAAAUAUUUGAUUCUGAUUUUGGAGAUGACCAAAGACUUUCACCACUGGAAAAUGCUUUGUCGGUUUGGAUUUCAUUCCUAAAAACACAAAGCAAACAAGAUAAAUUGCAGAAAGAUAUCAAGUAUUUAAUUCAGAUUCAGGCAGUCGCCAUAUAUAUGGAAAAAGGAUAUUUUCAGGAGGCUGCAAAAGUGAUAGAAAGACUUUUUCCAGAAUCUUCCUCCGAUGAGCCUUUAAGAAUGAAGCUUUCUGCAGUAUCUAAACAAAAAGAUCCAUAUCAUCCAUUUCUUCGAUUUUUCAAUUUUAAUCUUCUGACUGAAAGAAUUAAAAUGUAUAUCAGUAUUUUCUUGAAAAAAGAAACCAACAAUUUUUUAAUGAAGGAAGCUACAAACAAGGUGAAAACAAAAAGUUUGGAAAACAUAAUGGUACCCAUACAAUGCGACAGUACAGUUGAAACAAACAAAGAAAAUCAUUUGAAAAACACACCAAACACCCUGUUAAAAUUACAUAAACAUUCCUGUUCCUUACCUGGUCAGUCAUUUUGGGAACCAAGGAAGAUACUGAUUUCUCCCAAGCCCAAAAAUAUAAAACGAAAAACUCAUCCAUGUAAAAAAAAUCUGCAAAAUACUACAGAUGCUCUACAAGAUGAGUUUCUGCCAGCUUGUCAGAAGAAAAAGCCAUGGAAGUGGGAAGAAGACCAGAAAUUAAAAAAUGGUGUACAGAAGUUUGGAGUUGGAAACUGGAUGAAAAUUCUUCAGAAUUAUGACUUUAACAAUAGAACCAAUGUUAUGUUAAAAGACAGAUGGAGAACUUUAGUCAAGUUAGGCUUGGCCUAAAUAGUUUUUUCCUCAGAUACUCAGCCUAUUGCUUUAUAUUUUGAUGAUGAGAUCAUAUCUUAAAUGAAUAAACAGGGACCAUUUUAUGCAAUUACAGUUCCUAAAAAUAGUUUUUGGUGUCUUCGUUGAUUUUUGAAAAUUUAGAGGUGAUAAGAUGUUAAAUUGAAAGUCUAGUACCUAGUUAUCAUCUGAAUAAAGCUGCUUAAGACAAGCAACUUCAGAUUGAUUUAACCUUUCAUUCUGGAGAGCUUGGAAGAAAUUCAGGCUAAUAUCUUGCAGGAUCAUACAAAUACUGCAAAGUUAAGACAUAAGUAGAGUCUUAAGCAGACAAGUUUAAGAUUCAUGUUGGAUCUGUUUAGUAAGGACAUCUUCAUUGUUCUGUGCAAAGGGGACAGGGAGACUUAAAUUUUUCAGUGCAAGAAAUACUUUAACAAAGAAAUCAUGCUUUAAUCAUCCAUAAUCUUAAUUUUAAACAGAUUUAAAGGGACUCCUGCCGCCCCCUCUCCAAAAAAGGAACUGAUGUUACUAAAUAUACUUCUGGUUUAAUCUCAAUAACUUCCACUUCAAAUAUUUAUUUUCAAUUAUAAAUAAAACACACUUCAAAAGAACAAAUUGCAUAUUAAAGUUGAUUUAUGUAAAUGAUUAUCCAGUUUAUCUAUUUUAAUGGCAUUUUACAAUAAUUAUUAGUACUGAAUUCAGGGAAGACUAACUUUAUAUAGUUCAUUUAACCUUAUUCAUUCAUACAAAAGACUAAUGUGAAAAAUUGAUUUCUCAUUUAUUUAAUGCCUAAAAUAUUUACAUAGGUCCAGUGCUAGAUUUCAUACUUCAGGUAAAUAUAUUCAAGUAUAUAUUCACUCUGCUAUGUAAAAAUAAAACUAUGUACAAGAGGACAUGAACAUUCUUCCACUUGCUGAAUUUUCUUCCAAGUUCCAUAGCAGGAUGGGUUUCCAACUGCUUGCCAAUGGAGAAUUGCAUUCCUAAAAUGGAAUGGAAAUAUAUUGUCUUAAUGGUAUAGAUAUUCCUCCAUAGAAUGUUAAUAUCCUAUUGUGAGGAAUGGUGCAAAUAAUGACCUCCCUUGAUUAUUCUCAUAGAUAGCAAACAUGGAAGCAAACAAGGACAUGGAAGUAAUUUUCACUAUCCACAUAAGAGCAAAUAGCAUUUUCUUGACUGAAACAGUUGCAAACACGUAACAAAUACAAUGGGAUGCAAACAGUGACAUUUCUUGAACAUAAAAGAUUCUUUCUCAUUCAGGAUUCUGGUAUCUAACAGAUGGUCUUGGAAAGAGGAUCAUAGUACACCUAUUUGUCAUUUUGAAAUGGUUCUGAAGAGAUACUUCAAAAGGCAAGGGUAUGGCAGCCCUUUAAAGCAGAUCUCCAUGUGAUCAUGAUAAAAAUGAUGCUUUAACAAAACAAAAAGACAAUGUCAUCUUUCAUGUGACUCAUUUAAGUCAUGUCUCCUUUCCCACUUCCUUAGAAGCCUGAAAAUAAAUGUGGCUACUUCACAGAGAUGUUGUAUUUAUUUUCCCACAAAUUUUUAAAUAUCUCUGCUGAAUUUUAGACAAAAUAUUCACAGAAAUUAUAGAUAUUUAUCAUGCUUCUUUAAAUGAUCUUCCAGUUUUGCAGCUUUUGAAGAAAUGCAGGUGGAAGGAAGAAUGGUCUCCCUGCCCAUUCCAAUAUUAGCAGAACUCUUCUAAUGGAUAUGUUUAAUCUAACUAUAUUUGUGAUGGUAUGUGGGAACAACCUUGGGAGAUGGGUGGAAAAGUGCUGCCUAAGGAAUGAAGAGGUAAAAAUGGAGAAACAGCCCAUAGCUGUAUAAGAGAAAGAAAGAAAAAAAACUCAGAAAGAAUCCUGUCUUGUUAUCAGCCUGUAAAAAUUGGUGAUUUGUACUUUCAGACUUGCAAAAUGCUAUUAAUGUAGUCUUACAAUAAAGUAGAAUAAACUCUG
Messenger RNA from Ahaetulla prasina, 3136 nucleotides. It is a transcript of the gene TERF1, whose product is annotated as telomeric repeat binding factor 1. Lineage: Eukaryota; Metazoa; Chordata; Lepidosauria; Squamata; Colubridae. Gene Ontology annotation, cellular component: nucleus; chromosome, telomeric region. The record is from RefSeq and is a predicted model, not a curated record. The transcript is spliced from 9 exons. Gene Ontology annotation, biological process: telomere maintenance. Gene Ontology annotation, molecular function: telomeric repeat DNA binding; protein homodimerization activity. The coding region runs from base 39 to 1193 and encodes 384 amino acids.